AACAUUACGCUGAGUGGCCGGGACUACUCGUUCAACAGCGAAGGCUACCUGUCCAAUCCAGUACUGGAUGUGAUUUCCUACACCGAGGGGAAAGGCUGGGAGGAGGUCAGUGAGUUAGCGCGCUAACCGCUAAUUAGGUGACACGCUCGCUUACCUGGCUAACCACCAUUCCACACCCCAUUAAGUCUUGCUAACUCAUCCUCACACACACACACACACACACACACACACACACACACACACACACACACACACACACACACACACACACACACACACACACACUCCCCUCAUCUUGCUAACCGCGCAAACCGCACUAUUACAGUCCAUCGGAUGUGCCUACUUACCCCUCCUUCAAGUUUUGUCAACCUUGUUAGCUUUCGUUAACAGGCAAACUAGACGUCUAAUGUUUGUUCCCCCGAGAGAGAGAAAGCCCAUGCUCUUACCUCAGCUCUCCAUUCACUCCAUUCCUGCUGUUUUCAACUAACCUUUCAGUACUCUGUAUGUUUACCCACGUUUUUGCCUUAAGGCCUAGUGAUCCCAUGAUAUCCAUCCACAAUAACAAUAAUUUGUUCAGCAUGAAUCAUGAUAUGCUUAACAUGCCUCCAUACAGUGGUGGAAAAAGUACUCAAUUGUCAUACUUGAGUAAAAGUAAAGAUACCUUCAUAGAAAUGACUCAAGUAAAAGUGAAAGUCAUCCAUUAAAACACUACUUGAGUAAAAGUCUAAAAGUAUUUGGUUUUAAAUAUACUUAAGUAUCAAAAGUAAAUGUAAUUGCUAAAGUAAAAGUGUAAAUCAUUUCAAAUUCCUUAUAUUAAGCAAACCAGAUGGCACCAUUUUCUUGUUUUUAAAAUUUACGGAUAGCUAGGGUCACAAUCCAACACUCAGACAUAAUUUACAAACAAAGCAUGUGUGUUUAGUGAGUCCACCAGAUCAUCAGUAGGGAUGACCAGUGUGUGAAUUGGGCCAUUUUCCUGUCCUGUACUUUUGGGUGUCAGGGAAAAUGAAUGGAGUAGAAAGUACAUUAUUCUCUUUAGGAAUGUAGUAAAAAUAAAAGUUGUCACAAAGAAAAUAGUAAAAUAAAGUACAGAUACCCCAGAAACCUACUUAAGUAGGACUUUAAAGUAUUUUUACUUACAGUGGCUUGCGAAAGUAUUCACCCCCCUUGGCAUUUUUCCUAUUUUGUUGCCUUACAAUCUGGAAUUAAAAUGGAUUUUUGGGGGUUUUGUAUCAUUUGAUUUACACAACAUGCCGACCACUUUGAAGAUGCAAAAUAAUUUUUAUUGUGAAACAAACAAGAAAUAAGACAAAAAAAACAGAAAACUUGAGGGUGCAUAGCUAUUCACCCCCCCAAAGUCAAUACUUUGUAGAGCCAACUUUUGCAGCAUUUACUGCUGCAAGUCUCUUGGGGUAUGUCUCAAUAAGCUUGGCACAUCUAGUCACUGGGAUUUUUGCCAAUUCUUCAAGGCAAAACUGCUCCAGCUCCUUCAAGUUGGAUGGGUUCCGCUGGUGUACAGCAAUCUUUAAGUCAUACCACAGAUUCUCAAUUGGAUUGAGGUCUAGGCUUUGACUAGGCCAUUCCAAGACAUUUAAAUGUUUCCCCUUAAACCACUCGAGUGUUGCUUUAGCAGUAUGCUUAGGGUCAUUGUCCUGCUGGAAGGUGAACCUCCAUCCCAGUCUUGUCACGUUCAUUGAGUACAGGAUUGGACCAAGGUGCAGCGUGGAAUGCAUACAUGUUUAUUUAAUAAUUAAACACCGACAAAACAACAAAAGCAACGUAACGUGAAGCUCACAAUGGCUACACACAAACAAGAGUCAAGAUCCCACAACAUAGGUAGGCAAAAUGGCUACCUAAGUAUGAUCCCCAAUCAGAGACAACGAUCGACAGCUGCCUCUGAUUGGGAACCACACCCGGCCAACAUAGAUCUAAACAUACUAGAUCUACACAUAGAUAUACACAUUACAUAGAUACUCACACCCUGACCAAACCAACUAGCGAACUCUAUGUCAGGGCGUGACAAGUCUCAAAUCUCUGGAAGACUGAAACAGGUUUCCCUCAAGAAUAUCCCUGUAUUUAGCGCCAUCCAUCAUUCAUUCAAUUCUGACCAGUUUCCCAGUCCCUGCCGAUGAAAAACAUCCCCACAGCAUGAUGCUGCCACCACCAUGCUUCACUGUGGGGAUGGUGUUCUCGGGGUGAUGAGAGGUGUUGGGUUUGCGCCAGACAUAGCGUUUUCCUUGAUGGCCAAAAAGCUCAAGUUUAGUCUCAUCUGACCAGAGUACCUUCUUCCAUAUGUUUGGGGAGUCUCCCACAUGGAUUUUGGCGAACACCAAACGUGUUUGCUUAUUUUUUUUCUUUAAGCAAUGGCUUUUUUCUGGCCACUCUUCUGUAUAGCCCAGCUAUGUGGAGUGUACGGCUUAAAGGGGUCCUAUGGACAGAUACUCCAAUCUCUGCUGUGGAGGUUUGCAGCUCCUUCAGGGUUAUCUUUGGUCUCUUGGUUGCCUCUGAUUAAUGCCCUCCUUGCCUGGUCCGUGAGUUUUGGUGGGUGGCCCUCUCUUGGCAGGUUUAUUGUGGUGCCAUAUUCUUUCAAUUUUUUUAUAAUGGAUUUAAUGGUGCUCCGUGGGAUGUUCAAAGUUUCAGAUAUUUUUAUAACCCAAUCCUGAUCUGUACUUCUCCACAACUUUGUCCCUGAUCUGUUUGGAGAGCUCCUUGGUCUUCAUGGUGCCGCUUGCUUGGUGGUGCCCCUUGCUUAGUGGUGUUGCAGACUCUGGGGCCUUUCAGAACAGGUCUAUAUAUACUGAGAUCAUGUGACAGAUCAUGUGACACUUAGAUUGCACACAGGUGGACUUUCUUUAACUAACUAUGUGACUUCUGAAUGUAAUUGGUUGCACCAGAUCUUAUUUAGGGGCUUCAUAGCAAAGGGGGUGAAUACAUAUGCAUGCAUCACCUUUCCGUUAUUUAUUUUUUAGAAAUUUUUUCUUUCACUAUUUUGUUUAUGUCCAUUACAUGAAAUCCAAAUAAAAAUUACAGGUUGUAAUGCAACAAAAUAGGAAAAACGCCAAGGGGGAUGAAUACUUUUUCAAGGCACUGUAAGUACUUUACACCACUGCGUCCAUACUGUCAGUGUCAAGGUGGGCUAAUCUGACCCAGUUGCAGCUGUAUGAUAACAUGGUCCCUGCGGUAUUGAUCCUUCAGUUCAUUUCCCAUCUCCUCUGAGUAUAUUUACUGAAGGCUCUGGACUCAGAUCAGUAGGGGAGAGUGAACAAGCAGUGGAUGAUUGAGGUCUAGGACCAGUUGUUGACCCCAGACCAUUAUAUGAUGGAAAAAGUCAGACCACUUAUGAUAUACUGUGCGUUUAUAGUCUACAUAGAUCCAUAAGUACUGUAACAUACUGUUCCCUAUAGUAUAACAUAACCACUAUUCCGAAUAUUAGGAUAAUAAUAUAAAAGUGUCUAAUACAUUGUUGCUAGUGAUAUUAGAACCAGACAACUUCAAGUGGCCCUGAAGGAGAACUGAGGAAAUGGUGCUUCAGAAAACAGGGACUUACUUGAAUUAAUUGGAGAAUUACUUCAACACAGGUCGCGGUCGCUUCUGGUUUUUAUUUUCCCCAGUAUGCAGUCUCCUAUGUAAGCUUGACCGCCGAGACACUGAAACACUCUCAAGUGUUUAGUACAUGCCACACUUACCACAAACUGGCGCGGUGAACAAAAGAGACACUGUGUCGCACAAAGGUUUCCUUUUUCCUAUACUCUUUCUAAGUGGCUCUAAAUGAUCUCCUGCAGGUUGGCACGUGGCAGAACGGUGUUCUGGAUCUCAUCAUCCAGCCCUUUUCACGCUACGGCUCCUUCCUCAAGCCGCUGGAUGACACCCAGCACCUCAAGGUGGUCACCUUGGAGGAGAGGCCCUUUGUCAUUGUGGAGCCCGCCGACCCAGGCACCAACUCCUGCAUCCGGGACUCGGUGCCCUGCAGACUACCACUCAACACCACCAAGUAAGGCCUGCUACUGGGGCAGAUGUUUACCAUGACCGACCAUGGUCUAACCAUGCAGAUGUUUAACCAUGACUGACCAUGGUUUAACCAUGACCAACAUGUAACCAACGUAGUUUAAAUGUUUUAACUAUCAUAAGUGUAAAGGGACAUUUCAUUCAAAAGUCGUGGUAGGCCAUGUUGCUCCUCAUUAUUCAUAUAGUUUAUUGAGAGUGUGUUUCAAAUACAAUGCUUUACGCCACACUACCUAAAAAGGCCAUAACUCUUAAAAGUAUGAUGUCACAGGGUUACAUUUCCUCCCCUCGAGCCAUUCAGGGAAAACAAUUGCAGAGAAUGUGUAAAGAUUUAGCAUCUGAAUUGUGGUAAAUAAAUAAUAACGCCUUUGAAAUGUAAAAAUUUCUUUAUACACUGAGUGUACAAAACAUUAUGAACACCUGCUAUUUUCCAUGACAUAGACUGACCAGGUGAAUCCAGGUGAAAGCUAUGAUCCCUUAUAGAUGUCACUUGUUAAAUCCACUUCAAUCAGUGUAGAUGAAGGGGAGGAGACAGGUUAAAGAAGGAUUUUCAAGCAUUGAGACAAUUGAGACAUGGAUUGUGUGUGCCAUACAGAGGGUGAAUGGGCAAGACAAAAUAUUUAAGUGCCUUUGAAUGGGGUAUGGUAGUAGGUGCCAGGCGUACAAGUUUGAGUGUGUCAAGAACUGCAACGCUGAUGGGUUUUUCACGUUCAACAGUUUCACGUGUGUAUCAAGAAUGGUCCACCACCCAAAGGACAUCCAGCCAACUUGACAACUGUGGGAAGCAUUGGAGUCAACAUGGGCCAGCAUCCCUGUGUAACGCUUUCGACACCUUGUAGAGUCCAUGCCCCGAUGAAUUGAGGCUGUUCUGAGGGCAAAAGGUGGUGCAACUCCAUAAUAGGAAGGUGUUCCUAAUGUUUUGUACACUCAUAGAAAUAUCAUUUGAACUAUAAAAAGGUUUCAAACAAAACCUCAAAUUUGAUUGAAGUUUUUCCUUAAAGUAACUUUUUUGGGAUGCAGCAUAGUCUAACCAGUAAACACAUGUGUUGCCUGUUUAUCUCAUUGACGUGCUGUUGUAUAUUCUCUCUUGUCCUCUCUUAUAAACUCUCACUCAGUGUUUCACAGUCUGUCCUGGUCUCUAAAGGUCUGCUGAGUGUGUUGUGUGUUCCCAGUCUGUCUCUGAGAAGAUGUCUGGUAACAAGACCUGCUGAAGGUUCCAUCAAUUAUAUUUGCUCAGGGAGAUUGCCCCAGUUAAUCAGCCUACUUUGAACAUUCCAUUAGAAUCUUAAAACCUGCACUGACUGGUGGGUUAUCAUAAUGGACAUACAGGGAGGGACCACACAUUGAUAUUUAUCCAGUUAAAAUUAGCUUUUGAUCCACCAUCAGGCUUUUUCUGUAGACAUAAAGCUACAUGCUUGGAAAGAGUCCACAUAUGUCCUGUUAAAUUUCCUCGUCCCCUGCUGAGGGUAACCCACACAGAAAAAUAGCAUUUAAUCCCGUUUUAAUGCAGUCCUCCUUCUCCUUUCCUGUCUGUCCUGAUGUGCCCCCCCUCUCUAAAACUGAGCAGUCAAACUACAGGCAGUAUUGAUCCAGCUACUACAGCUCUUGCUAAUAAUUCAUACGUUCCUCCUUGGCCUUCUGUGUCUCCCUUCUGUUUCUCUCUCUCCUCUGCCUCCUGUCUCUCCCCUCUCCCUCCCUGUCUUUCUCUCCUUCCCUCCCCCGCUCUCUCUGUAACCACAGUGUGCCGGUGGAUGAGAAAUCGUCGAAGCACUGCUGCAAAGGCUUCUGCAUUGACGUCCUCAAGCGAUUGGCCAAAAUAGUGGGCUUCUCCUAUGACCUCUACCUGGUGACCAAUGGCAGACAUGGGAAGAGGGGGAGUGAUGGGCAGUGGAAUGGCAUGGUCGGGGAGGUCAGCGGUCAUGUAUUUCUUCUUCUCUCUUUCUUUUCUCUCGUUCAAAAGAACGUAUUCAAAAACAUAUUCAAGGGGUGCCAUGCAAUUCCUCCUUGAAAUCCCCUAAAAGUAAACGUGGAGACAGAAUGAGACCAAGAACUGUCAAAUAGAUUAAUAUUCCUAUGGAGGAGUAACUCUGAAGUGUUUGGCUUGGAGUCUUGGGCAGAUGUCUUGUUAUUUCCAGGGAAGACAAUCCCCCUCUGGGUGCUCAGGAUUAAUACGGGUGGUUAACAGAGAAGAGAUGGGGAUGUUAAGUGUAGCUCACACGCACAGUGACAGCUCAGCUAAGGGUGUGUUGUUGUGCUUACACAGCCACCGGGCUCCUGCUACCAGAUGCAGGUGUCCCUUUUCCCCCGCUGCAAGGCUCCUCAGUCGCUUGACUCGCUCUCGAAUCUCAUUAACGUAACCAUUUUACUACUGAGACAGCUGGAAGUGAGUGCCUGUGAACGUGAAUGGGCCCGUUUUUUUCUGUUCCUAACUGCAGUUCCCCUCCCGCCCACCAGGUGGUUUAUAAACGGGCGGACAUGGCCAUUGGCUCCCUGACCGUCAACAAGGAGAGGUCGGAGGCUGUGGAGUUCUCCGUGCCCUUCGUGGAGACGGGCAUCAGCGUCAUGGUCUCCCGUAGCAACGGCACCGUCUCGCCGUCGGCCUUCCUUGGUGAGCAGGGCUGACUAAGAGUUUAUGAAGGGCUAUGAAGGGCAUAUGAUGUGCUAUGAGGGGGCUAUGAAGGGCCUAUGAUGGGCUGUGAAGGGCCUAUGAUAGGCUAUGAAGGGUCUAUGGUAACACACAACACCUGACACCCCAACCAACUUUAUCCCCCAUUAACAAGGAAAACCUUGAUUUCUCUCUCUUGGUUUAGUAUCAAAGUUGUCCAAGCAAGGUUUCACAGGCUUCUCAAAUAAAAUCCAUAAACCUGUCUAUAUGUUCUUUUUUUCUUUAUAUUUUUUACUCAUGUAUUUUUCACUGUUGCCUUUGAUGAAAUUCUGUGUUCCAGUGGGCUAUGCCGCCCCUCGAUAAUGAAGGGUGAAGAUAUUUAAGAGUAAAAUAUGUCUCUAAGGUAACGCCUCUACAUUUCAAAUUGCCUUAGCAUAAUUCUAGACUUUGCCCAACCAUGUAGAGAGACUCAGUCUGCAGACAAGGCAGACAUUUUAAUCCUACAGUCAUCGAUUGAGAUGUGAUGGUAUGUUUAUAUCUGCAGACAGAUCUUAGAUAAUACAGUGUGAAACGCACCGGGGUAAUGGCAACUCAUCAGAUAUGACUCAGUAGUACACAGCAAUCUGGCCAUAGGAGACGGCUGUGCUGUAAGUAAAACAAGCUAGUUCAGACAUGAACUCAAACAGCACAGACUGGAUGUAGUCUUAGUUUCAGACACUCAAACAGCAAAGACUGUAUAUAGUCUUAGUUUCAGACACUCAAACAGCAAAGACUGGAUAUAGUCUUAGUUUCAGACAAUCAAACAGCACAAACUGGAUGUAGUCUUAGUUUCAGACACUCAAACAACACAGACUGUAUGUCGUUCCCCCCCCUGAAUGAUUCAUUUUAAACAUGGACGUAUAUCUGUCUGUCAACUAAGAUUUAGUAGACAAUCUGGACAUGUUCUGUAUCCAAUGGCUACCCAGAGGUUUUUUACCCCAAGGCAAUUUAGUCUGAAUCAAGGGUCACUGAUUUGAUGGUAACCUAAGGGUCCUUGGUUUGCUCUUAGUAUGUAUUAGCUGGCCAGAGCCCAGAAUAAUCUCUUGCCAAGAAAAUAUUGGGUCUUCAAGCCUGACUCUUUCUGUAAGGCUGUUUUCUUGAGACCAUCAGCCAUUUUCUCAACCAUCUCGGUUUGACCGUAAUAUUUUUGAUCUUGUAAGUUACUCCUCUAUGACUAGGGUCAGACAGAAUCUGAACCUCCAAAAAUGAUUUAAAGACAAUUCCUUAUUCCACUUGUGUAAUAUCAAUAACCUCUUAAUUUCAUUACUAUGCAAUUACAGAGCAAUUGCUUCAUUACUUUGUAAUAACACAUUAAUACAAGUAAUUAGUUACUUCACAGGUAUCAAAUCAACAUCAUGGUACCACAAAACAAUCCCUUUAAAUUCCUCCUGUCUUUACCUAUGACACGAGUGUAGUGGUUUGAGAAUGGCUUUUUUGUAGAAUUCCCUCCUUGGCUAUGCUCCAAUGUCAAUGCUAGCAAUACCACUUAGAAUGCAUGACUGUAAUCUGUCUGUAUAGUUAAACACACAUCACUUGUUAGGGGGUUGCUGGGCCUUGUAAAAAUGUACAUACACAAAUGCUCCACCACAUACCCAUAUAUAUUUAAUAAGGUUAGUAAAUGCACAAUGUGCAUCCAUUCUAUAUCAAAACUUUGUGCAUUUACUAGCCUUAUUAAAGGGAUGAGGUGGAGCAAUCAUCUAAUGCAUGUCCAAUACAUUGUCUGUGUCCCAAUGGCACCCUGUUCCCUAUGUAGUGUGCUACUUUUGAUGAGGGCCCAAAGGGCUCUACUAAAAAGUAGUUUACUACAGUGGGGUCCCAAAUUAUUGACACCCUUGAUAAAUAUGAGCAAUAAUGACUGUAUAAAAUAAAUAAUUCAAAUACUGAGCUAUAUUGUAUUCCACCCCCAAAAUAUUGACACCCCUAAAGGUUCUUAUAAAUAAUGUAGUCAAAAGUUUAGUAUUUGGUCCCAUAUUCCUAGCAUGCAAUGACUACAUCAAGCUUGUGACUCUACAAACUUGUUGGAUGCAUUUGCAGUUCGUUUUGGUUGUGUUUCAGAUUAUUGUCAUUUUGGAGUCACUUUUAUUGUAAAAAUAAGAAUAGAAUAUGUUUCUAAACACUUCUACAUUAAUGUGGAUGCUACCAUGAUUACGGAUAAUCCUGAAUGAAUUGUGAAUAAUGAUGAGUGAGAAAGUUACAGCGGGUCAAAGAUCAUACACCCAAGACAUGCUAACCUCCCCUGUUAUUGGUAAUGGUGAGAAGUUAGCAUGUCUUGGGGGUACAAUCUUUGACCCGCUAUAACUUUCUCACUCAUCAUUAUUCACGAUUCAUUCAGGAUUAUCCACAUUAACGUAGAAGGGUUUAGAAACAUAUUCUAUUCUUAUUUACAAUAAAAGUGACUCCAAAAAGGCACAAUACAAUAUUUACCAUUAUUUCUGUUGGGCACAAAAUAAUCUGAAACAAAACCAAAAUGAACUGAAAAAGCAUCCAACAAGUUUGUAGAGUCACAAGCUUUAUGUAGUCAUUGCGUGCUAGGAACAUGGAACCAAAUGUAGAAUAUGGGACGUAGAAAAAUUGGGAAAGUAUAUUAUUUUAUACUAAUGCAAUUGCUCAGAGAAAGAGAUUGCAGGGUGCUACUUUUGACGAGGGCCCGUAGGGUGCUGUUUGCUUAGCUUCAUUCUAAGUAAUAAGCUAGUGAGAACCUUGGAACAGAACCCUUGUCUUUUUGAUGUGAUAUUUCAGAGCCGUACAGCCCAGCUGUGUGGGUGAUGAUGUUCGUCAUGUGCCUGUCCGUGGUCGCUGUCACGGUCUUUAUUUUCGAGUUCUUCAGUCCCGUCGGCUACAACCGCAGCCUGCAAAGUGCAAAGAGUAAGUCAUUUAUUACAGUAUGGUCAUUAUUAUUUCAGGUUAUCACCUGAAGCAAUUGAAGUAGUCGUGAUGAGUUACAUACUGGUGUGAGUAGUACCCUGGGAUAUUUAUUUCCCAUUCAAUGUCCAUUUCUUUCUUUCUUUCUCUCUCUCUCUCUCUCUCUCUCUCUCCUCUCUCUCUCUCUCUCUCUCUCUCUCUCUCUCUCUCGCUCUUCUCUCUCUCUCUUCUCUCGGCUCUCUCCUCUCCUCUCUCUCUCUCUCUCUCUCUCUCUCUAUCAUCUCUCUCUCUCUCUCUCUUCUCUCUCUCGCUCUCUCUCUCAUGCUCUCUCUCACUCAUUGUCUCUCCCACUCCCCCCUCUCUCUUCCCCCCGACCUCUCGCUAUCCAGAGACAGGAGGCUCUAAAUUCACCAUAGGGAAGUCUAUCUGGCUGCUGUGGGCUCUGGUCUUCAAUAACUCAGUGCCUGUGGAGAAUCCCAGAGGAACCACCAGUAAGAUCAUGGUGCUGGUGUGGGCCUUCUUCGCUGUCAUCUUCCUGGCCUCCUACACGGCCAACCUGGCAGCCUUCAUGAUCCAGGAGGAGUACAUCGACACUGUGUCUGGCCUCAGCGACAAGAAGGUGUGUGAGUGAGGAGAGCGUUCUGAUCCAAGGCCAAGAUGGCCAUAAUGUCUGUUUCCAUAGCACAGUGAUGCCUCAAUUCUUCACACUUCUCCCAAAGUGUGCACUUGCACAUUAUUUAUCUAUGGAUUUAAAAGCAUUGAAUUGGUGGCAGGGCCAUAUGUAUGCAGGGGCUUACCAGGGCUGAAGCCCCUGGGCCCAGCCCCUUGGGGGGCCCAAGAGGAAGCAAACAAUUAUAUAUGUAUACUGAACAAAAAUAUAAAUGCAACAUGUAAAGUGUUGGUCCCAUGUUUCAUGAGAUGAAAUAAAAGAUCCUCAACAUUUUCCAUACUCACAGAAAGCUUAUUUCUCUCAAAUUUGGUGCACAAAUUUGUUUACAUCCCUGUUAGUGAGCAUUUCUCCUUUGCCAAGAUAAUCCAUCCACCUGACAGGUGUGGAAUAUCAAGAAGCUGAUUAAACAGCAUGAUCAUUACACAGGUGCACCUUAUGUUGGGGACAAUAAAAGGCCACUCUAAAAUGUGCAGUUUUGUCACACAACACAAUGCCACAGAUGUCUCAAGUUUGAGGGAGCAUGCAAUUGGCAUACUGACUGCAGGAAUCUCCACCAGAGCUGUUGCCAGAUAAUUUAAUGUUCAUUUCACUACCAUCAACCACCUCCAACGUAGCUUUAGAGAAUUUGGCAGUACGUUCAACCGGCCUCACAACCGCAGACCACGUGUAACCACGCCAGCCCAGGACCUCCACAUCCGACUCCACCUGCGGGAUUGUCUGAGACCAGCCACCCGGACAGCUGAUGAAACUGAGGAGUAUUUAUGUCUGUAAUAAAGCCCUUUUGUGGGGAAAAACUCAUUCUGGUUGGCUAAGCCUGGCUCCCCAGUGGGAAGGCCUGGCUCCCAAGUGGGUGGGCCUAUGCCCUCCCAGGCCCACCCAUGGCUGCGCCCCUGCCCAGUCAUGUGAAAUCCAUAGAUUAGUGCCUAGUGAAUUGAUUUCAAUUGACUGAUUUCCUUAUAUGAACUAUAACUCAGUAAAAUCGUUGAAAUUGUUGCAUUUUGCAUUAAUAUUUUUGUUCAGUAUAGUAUAUAUUUUGUAUUUUUUUAUUGCAACCGCCAACCACAGAAGGACUCAUUAGCCCGCUCUCAAUGAGUGUAGACAGCCUGCUGCUGCCUGCUGCCGCUCUGCUAAUCAUCAGAUGGGGGAGGAGAGAAGGUAGGGGGCCCACAUGGGUAACUGGGGGGCCCUGCCUUUAUUGGGUAACUGAUUAAUAAAAUAAAUAUAUAUAAACUGCAUAAUAAAUAAGUGUGACUGGUCAAUUAUGUGAGUCAGGGGCUGAAGAGGCAAAAAAAACUGGUGAUAUUUUUUGUAUUAUUAAAUUGUUUUAUGCAACCACCCCAGAGCAUCAUUUUGCCACAGAGGAUCAAUAGUUCAUAAAAAAUUAUUACGGAUAAAUUUUUAUCACACUCACAUACAGGUACAGUACCUUCCAAAAGUAUUCAUCCCCCUUGGCGUUUUUCCUAUUUUGUUGCAUUACAACCUGUAAUUUAAAUGGAUUUUAUUUGGAUUUCAUGUAAUGGACAUACACAAAAUUCCACCAAGCAAGGGGCACCAUGAAGACCAAGGAGCUCUCCAAACAGGUCAGGGACAAAGUUGUGGAGAAGUACAGAUCAGGAUUGGGUUAUAAAAAUAUCAGAAACUUUGAACAUCCCACGGAGCACCAUUAAAUCCAUGAUUAAAAAAUUGAAAGAAUAUGGCACCACAACAAACCUGCCAAGAGAGGGCCGCCCACCAAAACUCACGGACCAGGCAAGGAGGGCAUUAAUCAGAGAGGCAACAAAGAGACCAAAGAUAACCCUGAAGGAGCUGCAAAGCUCCACAGCAGAGAUUGGAGUAUCUGUCCAUAGGACCACUUUAAGCCGUACACUCCACAGAGCUGGCUUUACGGAAGAGUGGCCAGAAAAAAGCCAUUGCUUAAAGAAAAAAAUAAGCAAACACGUUUGGUGUUCGCCAAAAGCCAUGUGGGAGACUCCCCAAACAUAUGGAAGAAGGUACUAUGGUCAGAUGAGACUAAAAUUGAGCUUUUUGGCCAUCAAGGAAAACGCUAUGUCUGGCGCAAACCCAACACUUCUCAUCACCCUGAGAACACCAUCCCCACAGUGAAGCAUGGUGGUGGCAGCAUCAUGCUGUGGGGAUGUUUUUCAUCGGCAGGGACUGGGAAACUGGUCAGAAUUGAAGGAAUGAUGGAUGGCGCUAAAUACAAGGAAAUUCUUGAGGGAAACCUGUUUCAGUCUUCCAGAGAUUUGAGAAUGAAUCCUCAAUCCAAUUGAGAAUCUGUGGUAUGACUUAAAGAUUGCUGUACACCAGAGGAACCCAUCCAACUUGAAGGAGCUGGAGCAGUUUUGCCUUGAAGAAUGGGCAAAAAUCCCAGUGGCUAGAUGUGCCAAGCUUAUAGAGACAUACCCCAAGAGACUUGCAGCUGUAAUUGCUGCAAAAGUUGUCUCUACAAAGUAAUUUUCAUCAUAGGUACACGUCAACUAUGACAGACAAAUUGAGAAAAAAGAAUCCAGAAAAUCACAUUGUAGGAUUUUUAAUGAAUUUAUUUGCAAAUUAUGGUGGAAAAUAAGUAUUUGGUCACCUACAAACAAGCAAGAUUUCUGGCUCUCACAGACCUGUAACUUCUUUAAGAGGCUCCUCUGUCCUCCACUCGUUACCUGUAUUUAUGGCACCUGUUUGAACUUGUUAACAGUAUAAAAGACACCUGUCCACAACCUCAAACAGUCACACUCCAAACUCCACUAUGGCCAAGACCAAAGAGCUGUCAAAGGACACCAGAAACAAAAUUGUAGACCUGCACCAGGCUGGGAAGACUGAAUCUGCAAUAGGUAAGCAGCUUGGUUUGAAGAAAUCAACUGUGGGAGCAAUUAUUAGGAAAUGGAAGACAUACAAGACCACUGAUAAUCUCCCUCGAUCUGGGGCUCCACGCAAGAUCUCACCCCGUGGGGUCAAAAUGAUCACAAGAACGGUGAGCAAAAAUCCCAGAACCACACGGGGGGACCUAGUGAAUGACCUGCAGAGAGCUGGGACCAAAGUAACAAAGCCUACCAUCAGUAACACACUACGCCGCCAGGGACUCAAAUCCUGCAGUGCCAGACGUGUCCCCCUGCUUAAGCCAGUACAUGUCCAGGCCCGUCUGAAGUUUGCUAGAGUGCAUUUGGAUGAUCCAGAAGAGGAUUGGGAGAAUGUCAUAUGGUCAGAUGAAACCAAAAUAUAACUUUUUGGUAAAAACUCAACUCGUCGUGUUUGGAGGACAAAGAAUGCUGAGUUGCAUCCAAAGAACACCAUACCUACUGUGAAGCAUGGGGGUGGAAACAUCAUGCUUUGGGGCUGUUUUUCUGCAAAGGGACCAGGACGACUGAUCCGUGUAAAGGAAAGAAUGAAUGGGGCCAUGUAUCGUGAGAUUUUGAGUGAAAACCUCCUUCCAUCAGCAAGGGCAUUGAAGAUGAAACGUGGCUGGGUCUUUCAGCAUGACAAUGAUCCCAAACACACCGCCUGGGCAACGAAGGAGUGGCUUCGUAAGAAGCAUUUCAAGGUCCUGGAGUGGCCUAGCCAGUCUCCAGAUCUCAACCCCAUAGAAAAUCUUUGGAGGGAGUUGAAAGUCCGUGUUGCCAGCGACAGCCACAAAACAUCACUGCUCUAGAGGAGAUCUGCAUGGAGGAAUGGGCCAAAAUACCAGCAACAGUGUGUGAAAACCUUGUGAAGACUUACAAAAAACGUUUGACCUGUGUCAUUGCCAACAAAGGGUAUAUAACAAAGUAUUGAGAAACUUUUGUUAUUGACCAAAUACUUAUUUUCCACCAUAAUUUGCAAAUAAAUUCAUAAAAAAUCCUACAAUGUGAUUUUCUGGAUUUUUAUUUCUCAUUUUGUAUGUCAUAGUUGACGUGUACCUAUGAUGAAAAUUACAGGCCUCUCUCAUCUUUUUAAGUGGGAGAACUUGCACAAUUGGUGGCUGACUAAUUACUUUUUUCCCCCACUGUAAAUUCUACAAGUGGACCUAAACCAUGCCAGGAAAUUGCACCCCACACCAUAACAUACAGUAUACUUUGUAUCCCUUGUUUACUCAAGUGUUUCCUUUAUUUAGGCAGUUACUGGUAUGCCUACAGUCGGGAAAAAAGUAUUUGAUCCCCUGCUGAUUUUGUACGUUUGCCCACUGACAAAGUCAUGAUCAGUCUAUAAUUUGUAUGGUAGGUUUAUUUGAACAGUGAGAGACAGAAUAACAACAAAAAAAUCCAGAAAAACGCAUGUCAAAAAUGUUAUAAAUUGAUUUGCAUUUUAAUGAGGGAAAUAAGUAUUUGACCCCUCUGCAAAACAUGACUUAGUACUUGGUGGCAAAACCCUUGUUGCAAUCACAGAGGUCAGACCUUUCUUGUAGUUGGCCACCAGGUUUGCACACAUCUCAGGAGGGAUUUUGUUCCACUCCUCUUUGCAGAUCUUCUCCAAGUCAUUAAGGUUUCGAGGCUGACGUUUGGCAACUCGAACCUUCAGCUCCCUCCACAGAUUUUCUAUGGGAUUAAGGUCUGGAGACUGGCUAGGCCACUCCAGGACCUUAAUGUGCUUCUUCUUGAGCCACUCCUUUGUUGCCUUGGCCGUGUGUUUUGGGUCAUUGUCAUGCUGGAAUACCCAUCCACAACCCAUUUUCAAUGCCCUGGCUGAGGGAAGGAGGUUCUCACCCAAGAUUUGACGGUACAUGGCCCUGUCCAUCGUCCCUUUGAUGCGGUGAAGUUGUCCUGUCCCCUUAGCAGAAAAACACCCCCAAAGCAUAAUGUUUCCACCUCCAUGUUUGACGGUGGGGAUGGUGUUCUUGGGGUCAUAGGCAGCAUUCCUCCUCCUCCAAACACGGCUAGUUGAGUUGAUGCCAAAGAGCUCCAUUUUGGUCUCAUCUGACCACAACACUUUCACCCAGUUCUCCUCUGAAUCAUUCAGAUGUUCAUUGGCAAACUUCAGACGGCCCUGUAUAUGUGCUUUCUUGAGCAGGUGGACCUUGCGGGCGCUGCAGGAUUUCAGUCCUAUACGGCGUAGUGUGUUACCAAUGGUUUUAUUGGUGACUAUGGUCCCAGCUGCCUUGAGAUCAUUGACAAGAUCCUCCCGUGUAGUUCUGGGCUGAUUCCUCAAAGUUCUCAUGAUCAUUGCAACUCCACGAGGUGAGAUCUUGCAUGGAGCCCCAGGUUGAGGGAGAUUGACAGUUCUUUUGUGUUUCUUCCAUUUGCGAAUAAUCGCACCAACUGUUGUCACCUUCUCACCAAGCUGCUUGGCGAUGGUCUUGUAGCCCAUUCCAGCCUUGUGUAGGUCUGCAAUCUUGUCCCUGACAUCCUUGGAGAGCUCUUUGGUCUUGGCCAUGGUGGAGAGUUUGGAAUUUGAUUGAUUGAUUGCUUCUGUGGACAGGUGUCUUUUAUACAGGUAACAAACUGAGAUUAGGAGCACUCCCUUUAAGAGUGUGCUUCUAAUCUCAGCUCGUUACCUGUAUAAAAGACACCUGGGAGCCAGAAAUCUUUCUGAUUGAGAUGGGGUCAAAUACAGUGGGGAGAACAAGUAUUUGAUACACUGCCGAUUUUGCAGGUUUUCCUACUUACAAAGCAUGUAGAGGUCUGUAAUUUUUUUUAUCAUUAGGUACACUUCAACUGUGAGAGACGGAAUCUAAAACAAAAAUCCCGAAAAUCACAUUGUAUGAUUUUUAAGUAAUUCAUUUGCAUUUUAUUGCAUGACAUAAGUAUUUGAUCACCUACCAACCAGUAAGAAUUCCGGCUCUCACAGACCUGUUAGUUUUUCUUUAAGAAGCCCUCCUGUUCUCCACUCAUUACCUGUAUUUACUGCACCUGUUUGAACUCGUUACCUGUAUAAAAGACACCUGUCCACACACUCAAUCAAACAGACUCCAACCUCUCCACAAUGGCUAAGACCAGAGAGCUGUGUAAGGACAUCAGGGAUAAAAUUGUAGACCUGCACAAGGCUGGGAUGGGCUACAGGACAAUAGGCAAGCAGCUUGGUGAUAGGCAACAACUGUUGGCGCAAUUAUUAGAAAAUGGAAGAAGUUCAAGAUGACAGUCAAUCAACCUCGGUCUGGGGCUCCAUGCAAGAUCUCACCUCGUGGGGCAUCAAUGAUCAUGAGGAAGGUGAGGGAUCAGCCCAGAACUACACGGCAGGACCUGGUCAAUGACCUGAAGAGAGCUGGGACCACAGUCUCAAAGAAAACCAUUAGUAACACACUACGCCGUCAUGGAUUAAAAUCCUGCAGCGCACGCAAGGUCCCCCUGCUCAAGCCAGCGCAUGUCCAGGCCCGUCUGAAGUUUGCCAAUGACCAUCUGGAUGAUCCAGAGGAGGAAUGGGAGAAGGUCAUGUGGUCUGAUGAGACAAAAAUUGAGCUUUUUGGUCUAAACUCCACUCGCCGUGUUUGGAGGAAGAAGAAGGAUGAGUACAACCCCAAGAACACCAUCCCAACCGUGAAGCAUGAAGGUGGAAACAUCAUUCUUUGGGGAUGCUUUUCUGCAAAGGGGACAGGACGACUGCACCGUAUUGAGGGGAGGAUGGAUGGGGCCAUGUAUCGCGAGAUCUUGGCCAACAACCUCCUUCCCUCAGUAAGAGUAUUGAAGAUGGGUCAUGGCUGGGUCUUUCAGCAUGACAACGACCCGAAACACACAGCCAGGGCAACUAAGGAGUGUCUUCGUAAGAAGCAUCUCAAGGUCCUGGAGUGGCCUAGCCAGUCUCCAGACCUGAACCCAAUAGAAAAUCUUUGGAGGGAGCUGAAAGUCCGUAUUGCCCAGCGACAGCCCCGAAACCUGAAGGAUCUGGAGAAGGUCUGUAUGGAGGAGUGGGCCAAAAUCCCUGCUGCAGUGUGUGCAAACCUGGUCAAGACCUACAGGAAACGUAUGAUCUCUCUAAUUGCAAACAAAGGUUUCUGUACCAAAUAUUAAGUUCUGCUUUUCUGAUGUAUCAAAUACUUAUGUCAUGCAAUAAAAUGCAAAUUAAUUACUUAAAAAUCAUACAAUGUGAUUUUCUGGAUUUCUGUUUUAGAUUCCAUCUCUCACAGUUGAAGUGUACCUAUGAUAAAAAUUACAGACCUCUACAUGCUUUGUAAGUAGGAAAACCUGCAAAUCGGCAGUGUAUCAAAUACUUGUUCUCCCCACUGUACCUCUUUCCCUAAUUAAAAUGCUAAUCAAUUUAUAACAUUUUUGACAUGCGUUUUUCUGGAUUUUGUUGUUGUUAUUCUGUCUCUCACUGUUCAAAUAAACCUACCAUUAAAAUUAUAGACUGAUAAUUUCUUUGUCAGUGGGCAAACGUACAAAAUCAGCAGGGGAUCAAAUACUUUUUUCCCUCACUGUAUAAUCCAUAGAAGGGUUUUGUAACUUCUUACCCUGGCAAUUUGACUGUUAAACUCAUGGGUACACUAGCAAUGGAUGCCAGUCCAGAAUUGAACUGCCAUCUAUGGAUUAUAUUUCUAUGGUUGGUUGCGGUUGUCGGUUUGCCUUUUGCAGAUUCUAAUCUUUCUGUAGAACCAAUAGAAACACAUUUUUCUCAACAACUCAACAACAGCAGCACUGUUUUCCAAAAAAUUGCAUAAUGUAGCCUACUGUAGCCUAUGAUAUAUACACUAUAUAUACAAAAGUAUGUGGCCACCCCUUCAAAUUAGUGGAUUCGGCUAUUUCAGCCAUACCCGUUGCUGACAGGUGUGCAAUCUCCAUAGACAAACAUGGGCUGUAGAAUGGACUUACUGAAGAGCUCAGUGACUUUCAAUGUAGCACCGUCAUAGGACGCCACCUUUCUAACAAGUCAGUUUGUCAAAUUUCUGCCCUGCUAGAGCUGCCCCGGUCAACUGUAAGUGCUCUUAUUGUGAAGUGGAAACUUCUAGGAGCAACAAUGGCUCAACCGCGAAGUGAUAGGCCACACAAGCUCACAGAAGGGGACCGCUGAGUGCUGAAGGGCGUAGUGCGUAAAAAUCGUCUGUCCUCGGUUGAAACACUCACUACCGAGUUUUAAACUGCCUCUGAAAGCAACGUCAGCACAUUAACUGUUCGUCGGGAGCUUCAAGAAAUGGGUUUCCACGGCCGAGCAGCCGCAGAUCAAGCUUAAGAUCACCAUGCGCAAUGCCAAGCGUUGGCUGAAGUGGUGUAAAGCUUGCCGCCAUUGGACUCUGGAGCAGUGGAAACAUAUUUCUCUGGAGUGAUGAAUCACACUUCACCAUCUGGCAGUCCGACUGACAAAUCUGAGUUUGGCGGAUCCCAGGAGAACGCUACCUGCCCCAAUGCAUAGUGCCAAAUGUAAAGUUUGGUGGAGGACGAAUAAUGGUCUGGGGCUGUUUUUCAUGGUUCGGGCUAGGCCCCUUAGUUCCAGUGAAGGGACAUUCUAGACGAUUAUGUGCUUCCAAAUUUGUGGCAACAGUUUGGGGAGGGCCUUUUACUGUUUCAGCAUGACAAUGCCCCCAUGCACAAAGCAAGGUCCAUACAGAAAUGGUUUGUCUAGAUCGGUGUGGAAGAACUUGACUGGCCUGCACAGAGCCCUGACCUCAACCCCAUCGACUGCGAGCCAGACCUAAUGCUGUUGUGGCUGAAUGGAAGCAAGUCCCUGCAGCAAUGUUCCAAUAUCUAGUGGAAAGCCUUCCCAGAAGAGUGGAGGCUGUUAUAGCAGCAAAGGGGGGACCAACUCCAUAUUAAUGCCCAUGAUUUUGGAAUGAGAUGUUUUUGGGACAUGUAGUGUAUAUACUGUAUAUAUAUUUCCUCCUAACAUUGUGCAAUCUGUGUGUCGCUUCAUUGGCCUGGGCUAUUGUUUGUUUGAAUUCAAGACCAGAUUGUUUUCAGUUUGUCAGUGAGAGUAGCCACUCAUUUCAGUCAUUUGUGUGGUAUGAAAACAUAUUCAGCUAAUGUCUUCUUUAUUUAUGCAUUGAUCCAUCUCUAACUUUCAUUCCUCUCAAUUCUCUCCCUUUCUAAAGAACUCUGUAAUAAAAAUGCAAGGAGAGCGGAAUUCUGUUCACUUUGGGGGGAGAAGAAGAAACAGUUUUUACAUGAGAUCUAAGGAAGUUGGGUGGACACUGGACAGCACAUCGAGAUGCAGCCAAAAAUCACAAGAACAUCUCAAAAGAUAGAUGCUCAACUUGCUGAGUUGGUGUUGGAGAUUUUAGCAGCAAUCUUUUCAAAUGUUCUUACAUUUUGGCAGUUCUUUGAUUUUUGACAUGUUGCUUGAGGUAUUGUCCACCUGUCCAACUUCCUUAGAUCACUAUGCAUGCAUUAUUUACGAUGUAAUGUACUCUUGUCACUCAACUCUUACCCUGAAUUCCCACAUCAACCCCUAGUUCCUCCUCUAUCCCCCCAGUUCCAGCAGCCCACUGAGCAGUACCCCCCGCUCCGAUUUGGCACCGUCCCCAACGGGAGCACGGAGGAGAACAUCCGCAGCAACUACGCCAACAUGCACAACUUCAUGAUCCGCAACAACCAGAAGGGAGUGGAGGAGGCCAUCGACAACCUCAAGACUGGGUCAGUUUGUGUGUUUGUGAAGAUGACAUCCCGUUCAUUUCAUUGCAUUCAACCAGGACCAUAUUCAUUAGACACCAAACGGAAGAAAACAGACUGAAACACUUUCCGUUGUGUGCCCUAAUGAACAUGACCCAGCAUAGCAACCUCUUAGCAACACUUAUCUCCCCAUGCGGUCCUGUCGUACUGUAUGUGUGUUUAUGUCUCUCUGCCGGUGUUUAUAGUGCAAAAUACUGGAUUAAUUUGGCUUACAUUAGAUAAAACAUACACUUAUCAUGUUGGAAGCAUUAGAGUAGUUAUAACAAAUUGUGCGCCUCAUGCAGAGGAGAGACACUUAAUCACUUCCCCAAGACGACUUGACCACCAGCAGCUUAUUCCUCACCCGGACUCUCAGUUAUCAUCUCACCCUCAUCUCGUCUUCUCUGUCUCCCCUCCCUUCCUCCCCUCCAGUAAACUAGAUGCCUUCAUCUAUGAUGCGGCUGUGCUAAACUACAUGGCGAGGAAAGACGAGGGCUGUAAGGUGAUGACCAUUGGCUCGGGCAAGGUGUUCGCCACCACGGGCUACGGCAUCGCCCUGCAUAAGAACACCCGCUGGAAACGCCCCGUGGACUUGGCCCUACUGCAGCUGGUGGGAGACGGUGAGGAGAGAGAAAGGAGUGGGAGAGAGAGGGACGGGGGAGAGAGGGGUUGGGGACAGGCAGGAGAAGUUUAUAAAUGUGCUGGCUUGUUAGUGGCAGGCUGGCAGCAUCAAUCUGUCUAAGAUUUGUUUUGUUUCCUGCAGUACCUACUGCUUAAUUCAGUUUAAUGCUGUACACAUUCACAGUUUUACAGUUUGUCCUACAUACUGUACAUUUUAAAGUAGACCUACAUAGUAUGUCUUACAGUAGGCCUACAUACUGUACAUUUUACAGUAGACCUACACUACUGUUCAAAAGUUUGGGGUCACUUAGAAAUGUCCUUGUUUUCCAUGAAAACAUACAUGAAAUGAGUUUGAAUAGGAAAUAUAGCAAAAUGAAUUGGAAAUGUAGUCAUUGACAAGGUUAGAAAUAAUGAUUUUUAAUUGAAAUAAUAAUUGUGUCCUUCAAACUUUGCUUUCGUCUAAGAAUCCUCCAUUUGCAGCAAUUACAGCCUUGCAGACCUUUGGCAUUCUAGUCGUCAAUUUGUUGAGGUAAUCUGAAGAGAUGUCACCCCAUGCUUCCUGAAGCACCUCCCACAAGUUGGAUUGGCUUGAUGGGCACUUCUUACGUACCAUAAGGUCAAGCUGCUCCCACAACAGCUCAGUAGGGUUGAGAUCCGAUGACUGUGCUGGCCACUCCAUUAUAGACAGAAUACCAGCUGACUGCUUCUUCUCUAAAUAGUUAUUGCAUAGUUUGGAGCUGUGCUUUGGGUCAUUGUCCUGUUGUAGGAGGAAAUUGGCUCCAAUCAAGCACCAUCCAUGGCGUUGCAAAAUGUAGUGAUAGCCUUCCUUCUUCAAGAUCCCUUUUACCCUGUACAAAUCUCCCACUUUACCACCACCAAAGCACCCCCAGACCAUCACAUUGCUUCCACCAUGCUUGACAGAUGGCAUCAAGCAUUCCUCCAGCAUCUUUUAAUUUGGUCUGCGUCUCACAAAUGUUCUUCUUUGUGAUCCAAACACCUCAAACAUCCCAGAGUUGCCUCUUCACUGUUGACGUUGAGACGGGUGUUUUGUGGGUACUAUUUAAUGAAGCUGCCAGUUGAGGACCUGUGAGGCGUCUGUUUCUAGACACUCUAAUGUAUUUGUUCUCUUGCUCAGUUGUGCACCACGGCCUCCCACUCCUCUUUCUAUUCUGGUUAGAGACCGUUUGCGCUGUUCUGUGAAGGGAGUAGUACACAGCAUUGCAAUUUCUCACAUGGAAUAGCCUUCAUUUCUCAGAACAAGAACAGACUGACACAUUUCAGAAGAAAGUUAUUUGUUUCUGGCCAUUUUGAGCCUGUAAUCGAACCCACAAUUGCUGAUGCUCCAGGAACUAAAUUUGUCUCAAGAAGGCCAGUUUUAUUGCUUCUUUAAUCAGCACAACAGUUUUCAGCUGUGCUAACAUAAUUGCAAAGGGUUUUCUAAUGAUCAAUUAGCCUUUUAAAAUGAUAAACUUGGAUUAGCAAACACAACGUGCCAUUGGAACACAGGACUGAUGGUUGCUGAUAAUGGGCCUCUGUAUGCCUAUGUAGAUAUUCCAUAAAAAAUCAUGGUGGUGGAAAACACUGUCUCAGGCGCCGCGCCAGAAUCUCCCAUAAGUGUUCAAUGGUUGAGAUCUGGUCUGAGACGGCCAUGGCAUAUGGUUUACAUCGUUUUCAUGCUCAUCAAACCAUUCAGUGACCACUCGUGCCCUGUGGAUGGGUGCAUUAUCAUCCUAUGGGGGCAUAGUCAUGGUAGCCAAAAUAUUGGCCAAAAUAAUGGUCUGCCCAGCAUUUGUAUGCAUGACCCUAAGCAUGAUGGGAUGUUAAUUGCUUAAUUAACUCAGGAACCACACCUGUGUGGAAGCACCUGCUUUCAAUAGACUUUGUAUCCCUCAUUAGCUUUUUAUUUUAUUGAUUUUUUAUAUAAUUAACCUUUAUUUAACUAGGCAAGUCAGUUAAGAACAAAUUAUUAUUUACAAUGACGGCCUACCCAGGUCAAACCCUCCCCUAAACCGGACAACGCUGGGCCAAUUGUGCGCCGCCCUAUGGGACUCCCAAUCACGGCCGGUUGUGAUACAGCCCAGGAUCGAACCCGGGUCUGUAAUGACGCCUCUAGCACUGCAGUUACCUGUAUGUCUUAGAGUAGUCCUACAUACUCUGUUUUACAGGAGGCUUACCAUACUGUAAGACAGUAAAUUCAUGUUGAAUGUUGGUUUUAUUAGGGGUGGUUUUGACCCAGAUUAAGCCUUAACAUGGAUUUCAAUGGUGAUUCUCUAUUUAACAUGCCUUUUAGUCCAUGAGUACUUUAGGUUUAAUCUGGGUCUGUGCAACCACCCCAGAAUGUUUCACUAAUCCUUACAUCAUAAAAGAUCUUAAAGAUUCCAUACAUGUAUUCUCAAGUACGGUGUCAUACUUUGUAUUGCUAAUGUUACAAUUGGGACUUUUUCUUCAUAAUACAUAUUUUUUCCUGUCACUCAUUUGCUCUGGUUCUGUGAUUAAAGGGUGGUGUUAUUCCUUCGAUAGUGCCGAGGAUGUUGCAGCUCUGUCUCAGUUGAGCAGUCUUUGUAAAGAUGUCAAAGCAGCUUUAUGAAGCCCUGGGUUUGGCUGCUGUCAUGAUUAAGGAUGGAAUGUGCAAGAGAGCGGGGACGGAGGUGCUUAUUGAAAUAUGAUGAAUGAGAUUAGGAGUCUGUCACAGUUUAUGAUCAUGCAAAUUAGCAUCCAUUGUUAAAAACACAAUUGGCAGUGAAGUAUAGUGAAGUUCGUGAUCUAACACUCGCACUUGACUUUUUCCCCCUACUAGCACUGACUUUGCUGAUAGAUACUUUAUUGAGGAAAAAUGUUCUUACAAUGACUGAGAUAGUGUAUGUGGUUGUCCCACCUAGCUACAGUGGGGAAAAAAAAUAUUUAGUCAGCCACCAAUUGUGCAAGUUCUCCCACUUAAAAAGAUGAGAGAGGCCUGUAAUUUUCAUCAUAGGUACACGUCAACUAUGACAGACAAAUUGAAAAAAAAAUAUCCAGAAAAUCACAUUGUAGGAUUUUUAAUGAAUUUAUUUGCAAAUUAUGGUGGAAUAUAAGUAUUUGGUCACCUACAAACAAGCAAGAUUUCUGGCUCUCACAGACAGGUAACUUCUUAUUUAAGAGGCUCCUCUGUCCUCCACUCGUUACCUGUAUUAAUGGCACCUGUUUGAACUUGUUAUCAGUAUAAAAGACACCUGUCCACAACCUCAAACAGUCACACUCCAAACUCCACUAUGGCCAAGACCAAAGAGCUGUCAAAGGACACCAGAAACAAAAUUGUAGACCUGCACCAGGCUGGGAAGACUGAAUCUGCAAUAGGUAAGCAGCUUGGUUUGAAGAAAUCAACUGUGGGAGCAAUUAUUAGGAAAUGGAAGACAUACAAGACCACUGAUAAUCUCCCUCGAUCUGGGGCUCCACGCAAGAUCUCACCCCGUGUGGUCAAAAUGAUCACAAGAACGGUGAGCAAAAAUCCCAGAACCACACGGGGGCACCUAGUGAAUGACCUGCAGAGAGCUGGGACCAAAGUAACAAAGCCUACCAUCAGUAACACACUACGCCGCCAGGGACUCAAAUCCUGCAGUGCCAGACGUGUCCCCCUGCUUAAGCCAGUACAUGUCCAGGCCCGUCUGAAGUUUGCUAGAGUGCAUUUGGAUGAUCCAGAAGAGGAUUGGGAGAAUGUCAUAUGGUCAGAUGAAACCAAAAUAGAACUUUUUGGUAAGAACUCAACUCGUCGUGUUUGGAGGACAAAGAAUGCUGAGUUGCAUCCAAAGAACACCAUACCUACUGUGAAGCAUGGGGGUGGAAACAUCAUGCUUUGGGGCUGUUUUUCUGCAAAGGGACCAGGACGACUGAUCCGUGUAAAGGAAAGAAUGAAUGGGGCCAUGUAUCUAUAUACUCCCCUUUAUUACUUUUCAACCCCGCCAUCCUUUCCCUACUUGGGGUAAAUUAGUGAACAACAAUGCCCAGGCCUCUACUUCCGGUCUAUACUUACUAUCUACACCUUAUGGACACAGUCAAUUUUACAAUAAUUCUAUUUUAUUUGUUUUUGCUCCUGAACUUCUUCUACUCUCAACCUCUCCGAUCAUUUUCAUGAUGUCCAUCCGGUUUGCUUCUAUAUGCCAUGUCUUUCUAACUGUGCUCUUUUCCAAAAGCUCCCAACAUACAACCUAUAUACUUAUUAUGGACACAGUAUGCUUACAUUAUUAGUUAUCUUGUUAUUAUUUGUUGUUAUUUGUAAUUAGUCCCAUCCUUCAACUCCAUUCAAUACCUCCCAUCUAUCUCUUAACACCAUCCAUAUAGGAUUUCUAUUUGCCAUAUAUAUUUCAACCGUACUGUGAUGUUUUACAAAAGUUCUGAACCUUUCUAUUCUCAUUGCUUCUACAGAUUGUGAAUUAAAAAUAAACAUUUUUGCUAAAAGUAUUAUUAUAUUGUUGAUCGAUUGACUAUGACUUUUCAGAUCACCCAGUAAUGCUAUCUGCAAGGUUAGCUCCAGGUAAAUAUUGUAAUCCUUUAGCCAUUCCUGGACCUGUGUCCAAAAACAAGCUACAAAUGGACAGAACCAAAACAAAUGAUCUAAUGAUUCUGUCUCUUCACAGAAAAAUCUGCAGAGCUGGGAAGAUUGUAUCCCCCAUAUAAAUAACAUUCUAUUGGUAGCAAGAAUUUUAUAUAAUAAUUUAAAUUGAAAGAUUCUAAUUUUUGAAUCCGGUGUAGUUUUGCGUGUCAGUUCAUAAACACUAUGCCAUGGGAUCGGUACGUCAAAAAUCUCUUCCCAACUAUUUUGCAAUCUAUAUGGGACGGCUGUCAAUCCUUUGGUCCUUAAGUGAAACUGAUAUACUUUUUUAUUUAUCACAGUUUUCCUUAACCAAUUAUGUUCUUUAAUGCAAGGCCGACGCCAGGACAGCGGAGUCACUCACCACCUUCCGGAGACAUUUGAAACCCCACCUCUUUAAGGAAUACCUGGGAUAGGAUAAAGUAAUCCUUCUACCCCCCCCCCCUAAAAAAAUAAAAAAUAAAUUAUAAAAAAAUAUAUAUUAAAAAAUAUAUACAAAUUUUUUUUAUUGUAAAGUGGUUAUCCCACUGGCUAUAGGGUGAAUGCACCUAUUUGUAAGUCGCUCUGGAUAAGAGCGUCUGCUAAAUGACGUAAAUGUAAUGUAAUGUAAUGUAAUGUAAAUGCCGACAGACAAGUUCCGUACUUUCUCCCCCUUCCACUUUCCUCUUCCACUUUUGCGGUAAGGCUGCAAUUAUUUGGUUGUAAUUUUGGGUAGAGCAGACAUUUCCAUAUGUUUUUGUUAGCUCCACCAGUCCUACCGAUGAUAUCAUUUACGAUGAUUAUACCUUUUUUAAACAUUCUGUCAAAAAAUAAAGGUUUUUUGUCAAUUAGUAUAUUUGAAUGUAACCACAAUAUUUGUUGCAUUAUUUGUUAUGUCGUUUCUGGAGGAUUAAAUUGAAAUUGCAACCAACUUUCUAUGGCUUGUUUUAGAAAUAGUGAUAUUUGGGAGAUGAUUUCCUUUUCAAAUAACUGAAAAUGAGUUGUUGUAAUCUGAAUAAAGGGGAAAAGGCCAUUCUUGAACAUUGGGUGAGACAAUCUUACUAAUUUGCUUGAGAAUUGUGGUCCUCUGUAGCUCAGCUGGUAGAGCAUGGCGCUUGUAACGCCAAGGUAGUGGGUUCGAUCCCCAUGGACCACCCAUACACAAAAAACAUAUAUAUAUUAUGCACGCAUGACUGUAAGUCGCUUUGGAUAAAAGCGUCUGCUAAAUGGCAUAUUAUUAUUAGAACCAAUUUCAGAUUUAAGUAUAACUUUUGUAUGACUGAAGCUUUUAGUGAUAGGUCUAAUGCUUUAAUAUUUAAUAAUUUCUGUCCUCCGAAUUCAUAUUCAUUAUAUAAAUAGGCCCUUUUAAUUUUGUCUGGUUUGCCGUUCCAAAUAAAAUUGAAUAUUUUUUUCUCAUAUAAUUUUAAAAACUGUUCACUAGGCGUAGGCAAGACCAUAAGCAAAUAGGUAAACUGGGAUAAUACUAAAGAGUUAAUCAGGGUGAUUUUUCCACAAAUUGACAGGUAUUUACCUUUCCAUGGUAGUAAGAUCUUAUCUAUUUUUGCUAACUUUCUAUUAAAAUGUAUUGAAGUGAGAUCAUUUAUUUCCUUUGGGAUAUGUAUUCCGAGUAUAUCCAAUGUUUUUGUUAGGUAGAUUCCUUUUUAUUGAGUUUUAUUGGAGUGGAUUAUGACAUUCCAGUCAACAUGGUUAAUUCCUGUUUUUCUAAUCCAUGUAGUUUGGGCUUUACAAUGGGAUUUCCAACACAGGGGGCAGUUAACUUAAGGUUAAUAUAGUUUAAUGUUUCACUGUUAUAACUCUGAUGACCAGGGAUUUUAAAACAUCCUUUAAGAAGCUACUCUUGCAAUGCAGGGGGCUUUAGCCGUCAGACGUGGCUGUCAUCUCAAUACAUGUUGUCUGUUCUCCGCUGAGCACAAACUCUGGGUUUUCCUCCAUUUUCCCUUCACAAUGUAACAGUUGUUUUUGAUAUAUGGAACUAAUGGUUAGUGUCGGGAGUCCUAUUAGUGCCCGCUACCUUUCAUCUGUCAGGGUCACUCUUAGCACAGGAGACUCUGUAUCCAGGCCAUUUCAGACCUCCAUCAAAGCUGUGCAGCUUCUCUCUCUCUCUCCCGCUCUCCUCCUCUCCCCCUCUCUCUCUCUUUCUCUCUCACACACACACACACACAGGCUCACUCUCUCACAUUCCUGCUCCCCCCGACACUAUUUUCAAAAUGUUCAGCGUUCUUUUUGCCAUCGUACAACAGCUCUGAGCCAGACACACAUUCACCCCUCCUCCUUACCUCUCAACUAUUACCUUCCCAGCUUCCCCCUUAAGGUAAACAACACUGCAUGUCCAAUAACAAAGGCUGAUAAUCCCUUCUUGUCGUUUUUUAUUUCCCUCCCGUCCCCUCUUCUCCCAACGCCAGACGAGAUCGACAUGCUCGAGCGCCUGUGGCUUUCGGGGAUCUGUCACAACGACAAGAUUGAGGUGAUGAGCUCCAAGCUGGACAUUGACAACAUGGCGGGGGUCUUCUACAUGCUGCUGGUGGCCAUGGGGCUCAGUCUGCUGGUGUUCGCCUGGGAGCACCUGGUGUACUGGAAGAUCAGGCACUGCCUGGGCGGCUCCGGUGGCAUGGACUUCCUUUUGGCCCUCAGCAGGGUGAGUUACUGACUGAGUGGUGGUAGUGGUGGUAGUGAUGCCCCCUGGUGGUGGUAGUGGUGGUGGUGGUAGUGAUGCCCCCUGGUGAUGGUGAAAGGGAAAGAGCUUGGUGCAUCAAUACAUCACAUGUUUAGGCAGUACUGUUCAAAAGGUAGGUCCUUCUAUCAAAAUAGGCUGUAUUACUUCAAUUAAUUCAAGUAUGCAGUGACCUUGUUUAAAGGUGACCAAGUCAAAAUGGAGCCUAAUUUUCUUUUGUGUUUUCUUACUGCUGCGUUCUACGCUGAUGUUCCCGGGAUAUGUCAGACUGUGACUCCCGCUUUCAAUUUCAAAGAAUGUUGAUUCAUGUGCUCAACGGACUAUGUUGAUUCAUGUCCAUCAGAUUUGUGUCCUCCCGAUAAUUCAGAUUUAGUGGGAUGACUCUUGUUUUUCAUUAAGACGUAUUGGUAUUGAAUGAAUCACCUUCAAGUAAAGGUGAUAAAGCUGUUAUGAUUUCCAUGGCCCCGCCAUUCAACACACUUAACCGAUAAUUGUAGCCUAGCAGUCUUUUAAGGCAGUAAAUGACCUGUAUUAGACCUGUCAUAAGUUCAUCUUCUGCCCUCAUUAGAAUUUUGUGGUCAGUUGCCUCCUUUCCCAGAGUACAGAGUAGAGAGAGAUUGCAUAGAGCGGCAUCCACAAUAUUCAUGGCACGUCACAUUCUAUGCUAGAGGGGAGAUUAUAAUUUUAAAAAGAGUCAGUUCUGACUUACUGUUUGAGCAGUGCAGUGGGAGCUCCAGAGUACGCAGCACACUAGGUGGUAGUUUAAAAAGAUCCUUUGAACUGAAGCUUGAGUGCACUGUAAUUGCAGACACUGAGGUAAGUGUAUGCAGACCUCUAUGGGGACACAUUUCUGCUACAUUUCUACCACAACAUAUGUAACCUAUUUUUACGAGACUUUACGAGACUCAUGAGUUUUUAAGCGACUUUCAGUAUCAGUAUUCCCAUCUAGGGAUACUGGGAUGUGUAGUUUGCUAGCUGUAUCCUAAUUAGCUUUCCCUUCUAUCUCUACCCAGGGUAUGUACAGUUGCUGCAGGUUUGAAGAUGAGACCAUCUCUGGAGGCCUCAAAAACACACUUCCCCUAUAUCAGAGUGUUCCCACAAUGCCACCUCCACCCCAAUCCCACAUCUCAGCAGCUGUAACCUGUAACACUACUCUUGUCAUGGUGCAGCAGCAGCAGAUGCAUCAUCACCAGCAGCAGCAGCAGCAGCAGCAGCAACAACAAGCAUACAGCAUGCUUCCUGGUGCAUCUCCUCCAACUACUGGGCACUCUGCAAUGGCCCUUGGGCCAUCAAACAGUCCCCUUUUGGAGGGUCCUAUGCCGUGCUCCACUUUUCUGCCUCGCCAUGACCGCAGAUUGGCUGUUGUAGACCGCUGGAACCGUCCCAAGCCCAGCAUGGACAAACCUAUUGGUGGCAGCGGUGGGAUCCCAGACAUGGCACAGUUUCAACAGGGCUUGCCCCCUCAUUGGGCUGGGGGAGCCAGUGGAGGGGACGGGGGCCUAGAUGAAUACAAGCGAUACUAUGGCCCGAUCGAUCCAGAGGGCUUAGGGGCAAAUGCUGACCCACAAACAGGUGGCUCCCAAACCCCCAAAAUGAACCAGAGGGGGACAAAGUCCUCAGGAAUGCCACGGCUACCUUCUAAAGGACCGCCCCCUGGGCACUUAAUGUCCAAGCCCCCUCUACUGCUCCCCUCAUCCCCACAUCGGCCGCCAUUUUGGAGAAGAGGCAGCCUCCCGAAAAGAAAGGGCUCCGGGGGGCCUCUGUAUGAAAACAUCCUCCCCUUGGGGAGAAGAGGGGGAGGGCGGUACGGCGCAAGGGAUGGAGGUGGCAGACGAGGCCGUCACCCUCCCCCACUCCCAUUGCCUGUUCCUGUCUCGUCCCCUGCCCACACUACCCCUACCACUCCCUCUCACUCCGCCCUCUACACCUCCAGCUCCUGCUCCUCCACCUCAUCCAGUUCAUCCUCGUCCUCAUCCUCCAUCUCCCUCUCACGCUCCAACUCACCCACAUCCUCCACCACCUCAUACACAUCGUCACAAAGUUUUAAGUACAGGGCUGGCAGUAGGGAUGUCGAGGACGUCUAUGACACUGAUGAGCUGACGGAGGAGUCUAGCCUCCUGCUAGGACGGAGAAAGGGCAAAUCCCGACGCAUGUCCUCUCGCUCACUGCCUUGCAGUCCACCCCCUCCGCCUGUCCCACCCCGCAAGCCUUGUCUACAGUAUGAGAGAGAGAGGGCUGGGAGCCAGCUAGCCCAGCUGCAGGAGUGGUGGACCUCCUGGGGCGAGAGAGAAAGACGCAGAGGAACAGGAACCACGGCUGAGGGGAAGGAGGAGAAACGGCAUCACAAAGAGAGAGAAAGGGAGAGAAAGAGAAGGAAGAAAGGCCGGAAGAAAAAAAAGAGAGAGGAAAAGGAGAGAGAGCGGGAGCGCAAGCGGCAUAAAGUGAAAAAGAAGAGGAAGAAAGAGGAGAAGUUGAAGAGAAGAGAUCAGGGCAAGCGAUCAGAGCACGAGGAGGGAGAUGGUGAGAAGAGAGGGCAGCUCAAAGCGAUAACGCAAGAGGCCUACUCCUCCUACCCUGCUCUGAGGCGUGACUCUAUGCGGAAAAAGAGUGAAAGUUCUAUCAGAAGUUACGGAUGGGAUAUUCCACGGGAUGAAGAGAGGAGAGAGAGAGAGGAUAAGGAAAGAGAUGAUGGAGAGGACACUAGAGGGAAGGAAAGGCACAGAAGUCCUUACUCUCGCCACAGGCAUGCAGGUAGGCCUUCCAGUUCCAGCAAGCAGUACCAGAGCUCCAGUAAACCCUCAACCGCUGUCAAAUUCUGGGGAGCGGGAAACCCAUCGUCAGAGACUCCUUCAUCUGCAUUUCUACCACUGAUCCCUCUCUCAUCCAUACGCAGGAGUAAGGGUUCAGAUAGAGAGGCCCUAGGGAAAGAAGGGGAGACGUGCCCCCUUUUGGGCAGGAAUGAGAGAGUGGAGGUUCACUCCAAAGAAGGUCUGUCGUUUCAUGAGUGGGAUUCCGAAGAUGAGGAUGAAAAGGAAAGGAGAAAAGUGGAGCAAGAGAAGAGACAUGAAAGAAGAAGAAGGACUGCAUCAGAGUCCGAAAGGGAAAGUGAUAAGAUGGUGGGCAUCUAUUCAGACAACGACGGCUCCUCGGGAGAAUUUGGAAAGUUCGAAAGGUACUGGGAGGGUCAUGAGGGUAGAGCGGUUGGGGGAAUAGGAGGGGGAGGUUGGUUUUUCGGCACUUAUCCCGCCAGAGAAAAAGCAGGCAGCAUAAACAGUAGGGAUGACUCGUUAUUGGGGCGUGGGGAGGGAUGGGGCGGAGCCGGGGGAGCCGGGGAAGGUGGCUGUGGAUCAGGUGGAACCUGGGGUUCAGGGAGGAUAGGUGGUACACAGUGGCCUCCACCUCCAUUGACCACACCAGCUCCUCGAAGAUACUGGUCCGUGGACAAGCUUCCCGUGAAGGAGGAGAAGAAAGAGAAACGGAAGGUCAAGGUCAAAGGGCGAGGUUUUGUGGCUUGCAACUGCCAAUCUGCCCUCGAACAUCAACACGCUCACUCUAAAUGGGCCAGGGUGAGCUCUCGUAGCCAGGAAGAACUAUUUCUACACUGUCAAAGCUUCGUGAGCAGCGCCAAUUCCAAACGGCAUUCCUCCAAACCCAACAGGACCCAGAAUCAACCCAAAUCGGGAAGCCAGUCCAACCUCAGCAUCCAACGGACGGACCGCAUUCGACAGCCUUCUACAUCGCAGGCCCUCAUCCCCUCCCUCCCUCCACCAACACUCCCAGCCCUUCCUGCCCCUCCCUCCUCAUCCCAUCCCAUCCACAUCCCUCCUCCGAACUCCUCCUCUUCAGUCUCAUCUCCCUCUGUAGUAUCCUCCACCCCAGGUGCCCCCCAGCCGUCUUCUAUGGCUUCUGCUAGUGCCAAACUCCUGUACCAGAGACUGCGCUCAGUGCCCAUGCCCCAAAGGUUACAGUCACCUCACCUGCCCCUCAAGGCCAAGAGCCUCUGCUCACGGAGGGGGUCCGCACACUUCUCCAGUGUGGAGAGCGAGGUG
Coregonus sp. 'balchen' is the source of this 31556-nucleotide messenger RNA. Lineage: Eukaryota; Metazoa; Chordata; Actinopteri; Salmoniformes; Salmonidae. The record is from the annotation of a GenBank genome assembly.